GGACGGUGAUGUGUCAGAAUCGUGUACUUGCCGCGAUCUCACUACGUUUAUUGAGAUUGGACUACAUACGUACUACGCGAAAGGUCGAACUUACAGUGCCUAUACGACGCCAACGUAACGGUACUGCGCUUGGCUGGCAAAUACUUGAUGCUAGCGAUUACAUCAUCACAUUCAGCAUCACUAUGUGACAUUUGCUAAGCAGCAGGCAUGCCAGUUGUGUGCUGAUGCAAAUGCAUUUCAACUAUUCAUUACUAAGAGCACUGACUAGUGACUAUGUAUGUAGACGUUGCUGCUCCACAUUGCAUUUACAAAUGAUUUCUCAUCUAUCAUAAUAUCAUGCCUAAUAUCACUUUACUAAUGCACGUAUGAGACCGAUAUUAUGCUUCUAUCGCAUCCCACGUGUGAAGAAACGUGAUAUUCAUAAAAGCAUGACUCAUCCCCUGGCGUUCUGAUCCGGGGCAGGGUCGAUGCGCCGUUCCAAAUUUAUCCCUCCACCUGCCGAUAGUGUUGACAUGUUGACCGGUGGCUCAGUGGCGAGCGUAAUUUGCCGCUCGUCUGCGCUUCACCCGAUACGCGUGUCGGCCUAUCGCCCGUCAUGGUGGGACUGCGUGGCGGGUGGGUGGCACGGUAGGGUGGUGAUGCUCCCACAUUGCAUCAGGGACUGUGGCCCGGCGGCCGUGCCGCACAGUGGGGGCGGACUCCGGACAGUGGCGCCGUCUGCGGCUGUGGAACAUCGGGAAAAUCUGGGCCAUCACAAUCGUUUCGGACGAAUAAUCUUACGACGUAUUUGAAGACGAGGUUGCAGUGCUUUUGUAGCUAAAACAUCGAAAGCUGCUUGCGUAAUCGGGUGUUCCACUGGUGCAGAUAGUGUUAAUUCUGCUACAGUGACGUACCACAUCGAUAGGAUCGGAUUUUGUCUGUCGUCUGUUCCUGUUUGUGAUUGUUGUGUCUCGCUGCUGGCUCCUUAAUUCAAUAAUGUCGCCUAUCUUUUGGAUUCUGGAAACCAUGACCGUGAGAAUCAGCUUUGGGUGUGUGCCAUGAGUGAGCGAAUUCCCGCUGCUCCGCCUCCCGGGCCCGACGUCGGCAUGUUGGUGUACUGCGACCACCUGGAGAACUGCAGCUGGUCCGAACCGGACGCACAGAGCCGCAUCUCCAUCAUCAGCUACCGCUACUGCUACCCGACCAUCAGCGGCGUCGGCAUCGUGGGCAGCCUGCUGCUGCUGCUGGUGCUGCGCGACGCGCGGUUCGGCGGCGCCGGCGUCUACACCUACCUGCGCUGUCUGAUGCUCUCCGACAGCGCCGCGCUGACGAUGGCUGGAGCCACUUUCCUGGCCGAGACGUGGCAGACAUACGUGGACUGUGACGGUCGCCGCCUGCAGCCGCGCUCUCGCGCAGAGGCUAUCUGGCGCAUUGUGUUCGUGCCGUUCGCCAACGCAAUGGUCGGGUUCAGCAUGGGCGUCACGCUGUGGAUGACGUACGACCGCUACCAGGCGGUCAGGGUGCCGCACGAGCUGUGGCGGCAGCGGCAGCCCGAGCGGCGCUGCGGCGGCCGGCCGCUCCGCAUCGCCGCCACCCUGUUCGUCUCGCUGGCGCUGCACAUGCCGCAGACGCUGGGUUAUCAUGUGGUCGAGCACUGCCCGGUGGAGGGCGACACGUUCUACACGGUGUCGCUGAUCCACGGCGCCGCCUCCGGCUGGGUCUGGCCCUUCUACCAGUGGGCCCUGCAGGUACUGGUGCGCUGGCUGCCGGCCGCCGUUGUCCUCUACUGCAACAGCUACAUCAUCGUAGCCAUCAAGCGCCGCGAGCGCCGCGUGCAGGCGAUUGCAAACACGAUGAGCCAACAGUGCACGGAGAGCGUCACCCGGCGGCCGCGCGGGGAGAGUUCGGCCAGCAGCUGCAGCGGCGUCAGCCUGGUCGGCGUCUGCGAGCUGCCGCGGCCGCCGGCGCCGCCGCCCUCGCCGCUGCCGCAGCGGCCGCCGUCCGCGUCCGUGGACUCGGCGCGCCGGCAGCGCCAGCGCCGCCAGGAGGCCGAGCACCGCAUGGAGUUUCUGCUGGCGGCCACGGCGGCCUCCUACCUGGUCUCCAACUGCCUCCAGUCGGCGCUCUGCAUACUGGAGCUGGUCUACGAGCAGCGCGACCUCGGCUUUCAGAUUUUCCGGGCGAUCGCCAACAAUGUAGAAGCACUGAACUUCUGUCUAGACUUCGUGUACGCCAUAGUGUUUGUCCGCCAAAUUCGAGACGUGUUCCUGUGUCGGAUUCAGCAGGUGGUGUCCGUUUUUCAAUCUAUAUUGGCGCCACCGUCUAAAGCUGACGUGGCUAAUAACGCCGAUCAAUAAAGCGACAUUGGUCGAGGGCUUUCCAUACGUGUGUGGUCUCAUAACUCAAGCGUUUGCUUACAGUGUGUAAUGUUACGAUACCACGGUCCCGACCCAUGUGUGUUGUUUUCCCAGAAGACGUCGGCGGUGUCUUUCUUAUACACCAGAUAAAUAAAAAGGACAUUU
Amphibalanus amphitrite is the source of this 2501-nucleotide messenger RNA. RefSeq names its product probable G-protein coupled receptor B0563.6. Gene Ontology annotation, molecular function: G protein-coupled receptor activity. Gene Ontology annotation, biological process: G protein-coupled receptor signaling pathway. The record is from RefSeq and is a predicted model, not a curated record. Lineage: Eukaryota; Metazoa; Arthropoda; Thecostraca; Balanomorpha; Balanidae. The transcript is spliced from 3 exons. Gene Ontology annotation, cellular component: membrane. Bases 1038 to 2336 code for a protein of 432 amino acids.